AUGGACAGUCUCGAAAUAUCUUCUCAAGAAGAUAUAGCUGACCACCAUGAAAUCAAUUUGCCACCAGUGGAUACAGGCAAACGAGCAUGGUUGUUCUUAGCAGCAUGCUUCAUGAUCGAAGGAUUAAUCUGGGGUUUCACAUUCUCUUAUGGCGUCUUCCAGGAUUACUAUACCACCCACGAGCCAUUCAAGAGCUCCGGUGAUAUCGCUGUGGUCGGAACCUGCGCAAUGGGUAUCUCCUACAUGCUACUACCGGUUGCAUUCUUAUUACUACAAGCAAUUCCCCGCCUCAAGCUGUGGGCAGCACCUAUUGGGUUUAUCAUUAUGUGCCUGGCACUUUCAUUGAGCUCAUUUGCAACCAGCACAACUGGCCUGAUACUGUCACAAGGUGUUGCAUAUGGCAUUGGCGCAAGUCUAGCAUAUGCUCCGACGAUUGUUUUCAUGGAGGACUGGUUCGUACGCCGGAAGGGACUUGCAUUCGGAAUCAUGUGGGCUGGGACUGGUCUAUCAGGAGUGAUUCUGCCAGUCGUGCUGCAGUGGAUGCUAGACACAUACGGUCACAAGACGGCUUUACGUGCCUGGUCCAUUGUCCUCCUAGUAAUGGGUGGUCCCCUUCUAUUCUACCUUCGUCCACGUCUCCCUAUCUCUCGUGCAUCGCACACACGGCCAUUUGACUUCCGAUUCCUUUUAGAUCCAACAUUCAUCAUCUACGAAUCAGGAAACAUCCUAGAAGCGAUGGGAUACUUUCUUCCAACAAUUUACCUCCCCACCUACGCUAAAAGCCUUGGAGCCAGUUCAAUCGAGUCGACGUUGACCGUCAUGGUAUUCAAUCUUGCUUCUGUCUUCGGUUGUGUGAUUAUGGGUUCAAUGGUUGACCGCUACCAUGCUACAACUUGUAUCCUGGGCUCGACAAUAGGCAGUACCAUUGCCGUGUUUUUUAUUUGGGGCUUCGCAGACAGCUUAGCUCCGCUGUACAUCUUCUGUAUCUUCUACGGUCUUUUUGCUGGGUCUUUUACUUCAACCUGGCCAGCUGUUGUUAACGAGAUCAAGAAGAAAAGUGUGUACACAGAUCCCAGCAUUAUCUUUGGGAUGCUCUCAACUGGAAGAGGUAUUGGGAAUAUUAUCAGUGGCCCGCUUAGUGGGGCCCUUCUUGCCCAUAAAUCUUGGGAAGGCGUCGCUGCUAAGGCUUAUGGAUCAGGAUAUGGACCCUUGAUUGUGUUUACGGGUGUUUCUGCAUUCCUAGGUGGCUUAGGCGUGAUUGCAAGGUCUACAGUGCGCUCUUAA
This is a messenger RNA of Penicillium angulare, 1284 nucleotides long. RefSeq lists its product as uncharacterized. Bases 1 to 1284 code for a protein of 427 amino acids. Gene Ontology annotation, biological process: transmembrane transport. The transcript is spliced from 4 exons. Gene Ontology annotation, cellular component: fungal-type vacuole membrane. The record is from RefSeq and is a predicted model, not a curated record. Lineage: Eukaryota; Fungi; Ascomycota; Eurotiomycetes; Eurotiales; Aspergillaceae. Gene Ontology annotation, molecular function: transmembrane transporter activity.